UCAGUUACAUUGUAACAAAAGUGGUGCUGCCGCUACUCGGGUCGGCACCCCAGGCCCACCUGCCUCCGGCUGUCGCCGACAUGGAACCGGUGGCCAGCAACAUCCAAGUCUUGCUGCAGGCGGCGGAGUUUCUGGAGCGCCGCGAGAGAGAGGCCGAGCAUGGCUAUGCGUCCCUGUGCCCGCACCGGAGUCCAGGUCCAGUCCACAGGAGGAGGAAGCGGUCUCCCCAAGCUCCUGGCGCGCUGGACAGUGGGCGGUCUGUGCACAACGAGCUGGAGAAGCGCAGGAGGGCCCAGCUGAAGCGGUGCCUGGAGCAGCUGAAGCAGCAGAUGCCCCUGGGGGCUGACUGUGUCCGAUACACCACACUGAGCCUUCUGCGCAGGGCCAGAAUGCACAUCCAGAAGCUGGAGGAGCAGGAGCAGCGGGCCCGGCAGCUCAAGGAGAAGCUGCGCAGCAAGCAGCAGAGCCUGCGGCAGCAGCUGGAGCAUCUCCGGGGGCUGGGCGUGGCGGGCGAGCGGGAGCGGCUGCGGGCGGACAGCCUGGACUCCUCGGGCCUCUCCUCCGAGCGCUCGGACUCAGACCAAGAGGAGCUGGAGGUGGAUGUGGAGAGCCUGGUGUUCGGAGGUGAGGCUGAGCUGCUGCGGGGCUUCAGCACAGGCCAGGAGCACAGCUACUCACACAGCGGCCGUGCCUGGCUAUGACCCUCACCACCCAGAGCGGCCUCUGCCCUCAGCCCACUCUGCGCCGUCAGGACAGAGCCCUCACCGAGCCUCCAGGGCUGCUUGGAGUCACUGUUGGAAUGGACUAAAAGGACCCUGUGUGGGAACAGGUGCUCCUCGUACCCUGCUGCUGGCGGCUGGCAGUCCCACCUGGGAGAGCGGUGUUGAGCCCCCCUGAGCCCUGCAGGGCAGGCAGCUUGGGCCCAGGCCACCCUCCCGGGCAUUUUUUUAUAGCACUUGGCCCAGAUGUCCAUGGCAGCAGGAAGCCUCUUGGGCCCUCAUGUUCCUUCCUAAACAAGGGCCCCUGGCCUUUGCCCUAUGCAUACUGUAUUUUCAUUAAAAGCCUCUUUCUUAA
Messenger RNA from Odocoileus virginianus texanus, 1074 nucleotides. RefSeq names its product MAX dimerization protein 3 (gene MXD3). Gene Ontology annotation, biological process: regulation of transcription by RNA polymerase II. Gene Ontology annotation, molecular function: RNA polymerase II cis-regulatory region sequence-specific DNA binding; DNA-binding transcription factor activity, RNA polymerase II-specific; protein dimerization activity. NCBI's taxonomy places the organism in Eukaryota, Metazoa, Chordata, Mammalia, Artiodactyla, Cervidae. The record is from RefSeq and is a predicted model, not a curated record.